UGGUUGUGGUCUUAAUGCUGAGAUAUUCCUAACAAUUUGUAAGCACGAGGACGGAGUGCUUUAAUGCAACUGCCUCGCCAACAAAGUUCGUUAGCUGAAAGUUUGUGUUGUUGGUAAUACCGAUGAGAAAAUACGUCGACACGGAUGCCAUUGAUUUUCGCCAUUUAUUAUUUGCCACCUUGGACAUGAGCUUAUGUGGUGCAGUUGUUGGAAACAGUAUUGGAGGAUAAGCACAUUGUCAGGUUGAGAAUUCCGAUUGGUCAGGUUGACAAAUGGAGAAACCUUUCAAUUCUUCGGUCCGUCGCCGUACGUGGACACUCGGAUCCCAGAAUGAUGUUAAGCCCGUACCCACACCGUCAACAGUCACAACGGCCCCCGCCCGGUGUUUUCCAGGUGCUUUCCCACGAUUACACCCUAAUAACUGGCGGUUCUGGAAACAUCGAUAUUUCCUUUUUCUCGGCGCUCUGGCCCUGAUCGCAAUAGUUGUGAUGCUGGAGAUGGCCUUUGUGAUUGCCGAUUCGGAAAAAGCCAAAAAGGUUACGCUACGUAAAGCGACGACGGUGCAAUACAGUCACUGCGAAAGAAUGGAAUUACUGGGAUAUUUAGCCACGAUGGCUGGGCAGUGGAAUCUGGCAGGCGCAUCUGAUAAAAAUCAGGUCAAAGCGUUCCACCUCCAUUUCACAAGACCUAGCGGUGCCGAUGGUUCCCGUUCAGUAGCUAAUCCUGGAUUACAUGGACCCCAUUCAAACCGUUCGGAGACACUAAACAGCUGUCCAUCGUCGUUUACUGAAUCUCUUCAAGCUUUCACGGAAACAUGCGGCCCGGUACAUCGGACUGUACCUAAUACCGCAAAACCGUACCUAGUACCGCAAAAUGGCAACUACAGCACAACUCCACCACCGAUUAAUGCUGACCUUUUACGGCUUUGGGAUUGCACUGCGCGAUACUUACGGAUAGACUUCCAGGUGCAGAAUUCAUCGCAGAUGUUCCAUCUGACGGGAGUUUGCACUGCACAAUACCGAGAUUGGUCAAGUUCGUUCGAUGCUGUGCUGGAGCACCUAACGGUAACAAGGGAGCACACGGAACUGCUCUUGCACAACGCAUCUGUAUUUGAUCUACCGCCCAGUUCCACCAGUCCUGAAUACUUCAGCCGCUUAUCCGCUCGGUUGCUGGCAGUCCAGUCUCGGGAAGGGCAUUUGCUGUUUUGCCAACUUCAGCAACUGGAAGGCGCCAGACUGUCGUCCGGUGGUAGUGCCGUGCGCAUCAUUAUCCUCGUGAUGGUACUUCUGAUUCUUCUUCCGGUGCUGUCCUAUUGGAACUGGAAACGCUUGCGAGAGGAGACCGUUAAAUUAACAAACCAGCUCCAAGAGGCAAUCGCUUCCCGGCGAGCCUUGAAGGCGGAGAAGAUGUGCGCGGACAACCUGCUCUUGAAGCUUUAUCCGGAGUCCGUAGCGCAGAGUUUGAUCAAAUUCAUCCCCAUUCAACCGGAAACAUUCGACUCGGUUACGGUUUAUUUCUCCGAUAUUGUCGGUUUCAAAGAACAGAUAUCAGCAAUAUCAACUCCGCUUGAGGUGGUGGCUUUCCUGAACGCACUGUACACAAAGUUUGACAACAGAAUUGAUUUCUACGACGUGUACAAAGUGGAAACAAUAGGUGAUGCGUACAUGUUGGUAUCGGGUCUUCCAAGGCGCAAUGGCCGACGACAUGCCGGAGAAAUCGCCACGUUAGCACUGGAUUUUCAGCACCUUGUUUGGGAUUUUCAAAUUCCCCAUAUGCCUGGUCAAAAAUUACUGCUACGGAUAGGAUUCCAUUCGGGGAUGGUGAUGGCGGGGGUUGUGGGGUUGAAGAUGCCGCGGUAUUGUUUAUUUGGGGACGCUGUGAAUACGGCCAGCAGAAUGGAGUCUACGGGAGAAGAGCUGAAAAUUCAUCUGAGCGAAGCUUCGAAGGUACUGCUAGAUGAACUGGGCGGCUACUACGUGGAGUACAGAGGGGAAACGCAAGUUAAGGGAAAAAAUGUAAUGAAGACUUACUGGCUGACUGGAAAAGAAGAUCUUCACUUCGAUACUGAGAAGGAGGGUUUUUGCACUUACCGAGAAAGAUGAAUCGAAGCGGCGGAUCGAGUGGAGAUUUAUUUAUAUGUGCUCCGAAUCACACUAUAUGUAACGAUAAACCUAAAUUUGACUAAUGGAAUAACCCGCCGUGCAUGUACAGUUCAUACGCACAACGAAGAUGGUAGACUGCCGAAAAAACGUAUGCUUAUUUCUUGCACCCCGUCGUAAUACUCGUAAAAGCUGAUAUGAACGUUUUGACUUUUGGACCACCUGAUUUUGCGGCUAAAGAAACCAGUGUUAGUAAUCUGACUAAUAUGUAAGUUUUAAAUACAGAAGAUUCUGUCUCUCUCCGCGUUCGAGUGCGGAACACAAUAUCUG
Messenger RNA from Paramacrobiotus metropolitanus, 2429 nucleotides. RefSeq lists its product as uncharacterized. The record is from RefSeq and is a predicted model, not a curated record. The coding region runs from base 273 to 2102 and encodes 609 amino acids. Gene Ontology annotation, biological process: receptor guanylyl cyclase signaling pathway; intracellular signal transduction; cGMP biosynthetic process. Gene Ontology annotation, molecular function: guanylate cyclase activity; peptide receptor activity. The transcript has 11 exons. Lineage: Eukaryota; Metazoa; Tardigrada; Eutardigrada; Parachela; Macrobiotidae.